Messenger RNA from Papaver somniferum (opium poppy), 1484 nucleotides. RefSeq lists its product as uncharacterized. The transcript has 3 exons. The coding region runs from base 314 to 1252 and encodes 312 amino acids. The record is from RefSeq and is a predicted model, not a curated record. Gene Ontology annotation, molecular function: acyltransferase activity, transferring groups other than amino-acyl groups. NCBI's taxonomy places the organism in Eukaryota, Viridiplantae, Streptophyta, Magnoliopsida, Ranunculales, Papaveraceae.
GUUUCUGUAACCUUACUCUUUCUUUGUUUCCUAGAGUCUUAAUCUUUUUAAUUCAAUAUCUUAUUUAAUUUUUUUUUCUUUUGUCCUUUUUAAUCAAAUCUGUGGUAGCAAAAACUACAACCCUUUUCAUCGAGUGUCAAUCCUUGCAUCGAAAUUCUUAUACAAAGUCAUGACGCGUCAAAUACUUGAAACCAUUUGAGUUUUUUCUCGUAAAACAACCCAUUUGAGUUGAUUACCAACAGUUUGUUCUUAACAGUCCAUUUAGAUCUAUGAAGUGGAAGAAAUGAGUGAAGAAAUUUGAAUCUCACUCUCCAUGGCUGCAACCAUUUCUUGCUCUUUCUCUCUUUACUCAUCAUUAGACACUCAAAAGCACAAAUCUUUCUGUUACACAAAUACCCAUCUCUUCAAAUCACACCACAAGUUAUCAAAAUCUUCAAACCCAUAUCUUCUUCUUCACAAAUUCAACCGUCAUUACUCCACGUUUCAUAUUUGUUCAUCAUCUCAAUCUCCUUCAGAAUCAUUUUUUGAUGACCCCCCACCAAAAUCAAGUAUUUUUCUCACUACCCCGGAGCUAGAUAAGUUUCAAAUCCUCAAGAAUUAUGGAUAUGUUCAUGAAUUUGAACAUGGGUCAUUGUUUGUUAAAGUUAUGGAAGAAGAUGAAAUGGAUAUUACUAUUGGUUUGCUUGCAGAAUCUUUUGCCGAGUCUAUGAUGUUGCCAUUACGAUAUGUGAAUGUAUUAGGGUUCUUGAUUAAACAGUAUAUGAUUGAGAGACGAGGUUUAAUGCCGAAUACAGCGUUUUUAGUUGGGUUUUAUAGAGGGAAAGAUGGUGAAGAAGAGGAAUUGGCGGGAACUGUGGAAGUUUCAUUUAAUAAAAAGGGGUCUAAUACUAAUCCUCCAUCUCCAACUCCACCUAAAGAUUCACCAUAUAUUUGUAACAUGACAGUCAAGAAGCAACUUAGAAGGAAGGGAAUUGGUUGGCAUCUUUUGAAGGCAAGUGAAGAACUGAUACCUCAGAUGCGUAAGUCUUCAAGAGAAGUGUACUUGCACUGCAGAAUGAUCGACACGGCUCCAUUCAGUAUGUAUACUAAAGCUGGUUAUGAUAUCAUCAAAACAGAUGGCAUCUUAGUCCUAUUGCUACUACAACGACGAAAACACUUGAUGUGCAAACAGCUGCCAAUUUACAGCAACCCAUCAUCAGAAUCAGAUACCUCGAGCUCAGAAGAUUAUCCUCUUCAUGAAUUUCCAUUAUGAAAUGAUCCAUCCUCGGAAAUCCGUGUAUGCUCUGCAAAUUGAAGGUACUUGCCUUAACUACUUGAAGUUCUUUCAUUCACAACCACAUUCGGCAAUUCUCGUUUUCUUCUUUGUAACUGUUUAGUUCUGUUGUGUACCUUUCACAUAGUCUUUUUGCUGUAAAUUCUGAAGUAUAGUUUGAUAUUUUUUCUUUCAUCUUAUAAUGAAAACCUAAUUGGAAAUACUUGGAACA